Molecule: messenger RNA, 1155 nt
Organism: Coregonus clupeaformis (lake whitefish)
Lineage: Eukaryota; Metazoa; Chordata; Actinopteri; Salmoniformes; Salmonidae
Exons: 2
Coding region: 38-874 (278 amino acids)
Source: RefSeq, a predicted model, not a curated record
ACACAGAUACACAGACACACACCACCUGCUGUGGGCCAUGGCCAAGGUACGGGAGACACAGAUACAGACACACACCACCUGCUGUGGGCCAUGGCCAAGGUACGGGAGACACAGAUACACAGACACACAGAUACACAGACACACACCACCUGCUGUGGGCCAUGGCCAAGGUACGGGAGACACAGAUACACAGACACACAGAUACACAGACACACACCACCUGCUGUGGGCCAUGGCCAAGGUACGGGAGACACAGAUACAGACACACACCACCUGCUGUGGGCCAUGGCCAAGGUACGGGAGACACAGAUACACAGACACACACCACCUGCUGUGGGCCAUGGCCAAGGUACGGGAGACACAGAUACACAGACACACACCACCUGCUGUGGGCCAUGGCCAAGGUACGGGAGACACAGAUACAGACACACACCACCUGCUGUGGGCCAUGGCCAAGGUACGGGAGACACAGAUACACAGACACACACCACCUGCUGUGGGCCAUGGCCAAGGUACGGGAGACACAGAUACAGACACACACCACCUGCUGUGGGCCAUGGCCAAGGUACGGGAGACACAGAUACAGACACACACCACCUGCUGUGGGCCAUGGCCAAGGUACGGGAGACACAGAUACAGACACACACCACCUGCUGUGGGCCAUGGCCAAGGUACGGGAGACACAGAUACACAGACACACACCACCUGCUGUGGGCCAUGGCCAAGGUACGGGAGACACAGAUACACAGACACACACCACCUGCUGUGGGCCAUGGCCAAGGUACGGACAGUGACACACAAACAGGGAGACCGAGAGAUACAUGAUACUCUCAGCAAUCCACUAUGCAACUUUCAUAAUGAUUUAUUUGUUUAAAAAAAUAUUUAUAUGAAAAUACUUUUGAUAAACACCCUUUGCCUUUUCACACCAACUCCUUCCUAACUGACCUGACCUCGGCCCGCUCUGUUUGUCCAUGUGUGGGCCCCUUACCUCCGCCCUGUUUGUCCCUCCCAGGCCCCCGUACCGUAGCAAAGAUGGUGGAUAAAUGAAGAUGUCUUACUCAGGCCGUUUACCAUAGGAAAGAAUUGUCACAGUCCCGGUCUGGUCCGCUUAGUCCAUUGACUGUAGAUGAGCCAGUGAAACGUCUUCUGUCUCUC